AGACAAAGUAAAUUGAAAAGGAAUCUUCUCAUUUUGCUGACUCAGCUGACAUUCUCCAAUAGGCUGCAGGAAGCAGGGAGGGGACUGCCUAAUGACUGGGAAUAACAAAGGGGUGGGGCAGGAGAACCUGGUCAUAAAAUCCCUAAUCCUCCACCCCUAAUAUGCAUGAGGAGUUCCUACCAGCCAUACAGCUCAGUGUAUUUUAUCAUUGGACUUAGAUGCAACUGAGGCUGCAAUGGGAUCAAAUUUAAGUUCAAAUGAGACUUUUACGGGCACCUCAGCACCAGUGGAGAGAACGAGGCCGGUAUCUCCUUUCAACUUGCUUACUGUAAAAAUACUAAGACUGAGGAACGUCCGGAAGGCAGACUUGCUCACCCUUUCAGAUUGCUAUGUGACGCUGUGGUUGCCUACUGCCUCAUCUGAGAAGGUUCGGACCAGAACCAUCAGGAACAGCAAAAAUCCAGUCUGGAAUGAAGCUUUCUGCUACAAGAUUGACCGACGAGUGAAAAACGUGCUGGAGCUGAAGGUUUGUGAUGAAGACACAGUCACCAGGGAUGAUGAACUCUGCACGGUUCUCUUUGACAUAGACAAACUCAGUGUAGGACGUGCCAUUCGAGUGAAGUUUCAACUGAAUCCACAGGCACGUGAGGAGCUGGAGGUGGAGUUCACACUACAGAACACUCUGGACUAUCCUGGUGGCAUCAUUACUAAUGGAGUACUAGUGGCUCAUGAGGUUUCCUGUUUGGAGGUCAGAGUGGAUACAGGGAAGCUGAAGCAGCAAUCCACAAAUCAGGAGCUUACGUUCACAGUGAAAGGAUCCCAUGAAGGAAGCCAGAAGAUUUCCCUGGGCUCUGAGCCCAGCCUUCAGAUCAUUGUAUUUCACUGCAACAUAAAUGAGGAGACAAGACUGGACAUCAUUUUACCAGAAGAGCUGGCUGACAAAAAUGCGACUCAGGAAUAUGGAGUCCUCUCUUUUCCUCUGAAUUCACUCCCUUUGCAGAAGGAAAUAACAGUAGAAGAGGAUCAAUCCUUUGAGUUGUGCUUGACAUCAAGAAAAUGCUCAGGAGAUCUGGAUGUACGCCUGGGGUACAGCCUGUGCAGGGAGGAGCAAAAUUUCCUGCAGAAAAGGAAGAAAUACGUUGCUGCUGCUCUGAAGAAGAUCCUUAAUUUGGAGGAGGAUCUGAAGGAGCAUGAGGUGCCAGUGGUGGCCAUCACGACGACUGGGGGCGGGACGAGGUCACUGACAGCGAUGUAUGGCAGCCUACUGGGGCUCCAGAAACUCAAUCUGUUAGACUGCAUUUCUUACAUUGCUGGUUUAUCGGGUACCACAUGGACAAUGGCGAACUUGUAUGAAGAUGCUAACUGGUCAGAAAAAUAUCUGGAAGAGGCAAUCAAGGAAGCUCGCAAGCAAGUAACGAAAAACAAGAUCUGCUGUUUUUCCUUGGAUUGUCUGAAGUACUACUACAAUGACCUGAUGGAGAGGGUUAAAGAAGGACGUAACACAUCUUUCAUAGACUUAUGGGGGCUUGUCAUUGAAUCCAUGCUACAUGAUAAGAAAGAUGAACACAGACUCUCGGAUCAGCGGCAGGCAGUGGAUAAUGGACAAAACCCAUUGCCCAUUUAUGUGGCCAUCAACCUCAAGUCCAACUACAGUGCUCAGGCAUUCAGAGAGUGGUUGGAAUUCACUCCUUAUGAAGUCAGUCUUCUGAAAUAUGGAGCAUCUAUCCGUGCAGAACAUUUUGGAAGUGAAUUCUUUAUGGGAAGGCUUGUGAAGAGGCUUCCGGAGACUCGAAUCUGCUACAUGCAAGGCAUGUGGAGUAGUAUAUUUUCCAUUGAUGUGAUGUAUGUCUGGAAUUUGGCUGCUGAUUCAGAGGACUUCUGGUUCAGAUGGACCAGAGACAGAGUAAAAGAUAUUGACACAGUGAUAGACUGCUUCCCAAAUAAACUGAUGGAAACAGCUAAUGAUGACCUCUCCCUUGUUGAUACUGGAUUUUUCAUCAAUACCAGCUACCCACCACUUUUGAGAUCGAAAAGGGAGGUGGACGUCAUUCUGCAUUUGAAUUACAGUGGAGGGUCCCAGACACUGCCUCUGGAUCAGAUUGCAAAAUAUAUAUCGAGACAAGGAAUUCCAUUUCCCAAAAUUGAGAUAAGUGACGAAGACAGGGAAAACUUGAAAGAAUGUUACGUGUUUGAAGAUGCUGACAAUCCACAAGUUCCAACGGUGCUCUUUUUCCCCUUAGUGAAUGAUACCUUCAAGAACUACAAAGCUCCUGGCGUGGAAAGGAGUCCCGAAGAGAUGGCUGAAGGCAAAGUUGACGUUUGCAGUAUCCUUUCCCCAUUUACAACAAGGGAAGUCUGUUUCAGUGAAAAGAAUUUUGAUAAACUGGUGAAGCUGACUGAUUACAAUGUUCUCAAUAAUGAAAAGUUGAUUAUUCAGGCCUUGCGCAUGGCAGUGGCACGGAGGAAGCAGAGGAAGUACUAGCCACCAUUUGCAAACUUCAGCCUUCCACGUGGUUUAUAUGUUUGAUACUUGCCACUCUAAUCUGUGUUUGGAAUUGCAUCACCCCUUGGAAAUGCUGGACUCCAGUUCAUUCUGUUUAAAUGACUGUUCAGAUGGGCAGAACGGAAUUUACAGUGGUUUAAUCCAGAACAAACUUCAAAGCAACAAAUUUGCAUUUAGUUUUGUUACCUUGUUGUUUUGCCAAUGGAGAUAUAUAUCAUAUAAUUUAAUAUAGUGUUUUCUGUUAUUACAAUGAAAUAUGUAGCACAUUAAAAAUGUGAAUCAAACCAAAACUCAUUCGUUUUUUCUGUCUGGCCAAGCAGCAAUCUCUUGAACUGGAAUCUCUCUAAUUGUUAGCUUAUUGAUUGUGUUGGUCUUUCUUAUCUUAAUCAUUGUCACUGUGAAGUUUGUCAUCUUUGAUGCGAUUGUCUACUAUGAGAUUUUUUUAAAUACAUCUGGCUUUCUAUGUUAGUCUUUCAAAAUAAGUGCUUUUUUCAAGUUACUACCAGUGUUAAAAAUAAUCUAUAAGCUUUGACCAUCUAUGAAAAGGAAACCCAAACAACUCUGAAUC
Molecule: messenger RNA, 3071 nt
Organism: Coturnix japonica (Japanese quail)
Lineage: Eukaryota; Metazoa; Chordata; Aves; Galliformes; Phasianidae
Source: RefSeq, a predicted model, not a curated record